This is a messenger RNA of Acanthoscelides obtectus, 387 nucleotides long. The record is from the annotation of a GenBank genome assembly. Lineage: Eukaryota; Metazoa; Arthropoda; Insecta; Coleoptera; Chrysomelidae.
AUGAUUGCAAGUGCAGAACGUGGUCAAUUGACAACCAUCAUCGGAUGUUGUGAUGCAGCUGGUAGCUUUCUUCCACCUUUCCUAAUUUUUGCAAGAAGGAAGAUGCAAGCAAGACUUCUUGAUGGAAGCCCGCCAGGGACUCAAGCAACGUGUACACCUAACGGUUGGACAUCAGGCGAAGUCUUCUUGAACUGGAUGCAUUUCUUCGUAGAGCAAGUGAGGCCAACAUCAGACAAAAAGGUCCUAUUACUAUUAGACAACCAUAAAAGCCACAAAUACUACCCUGCACUUGAGUAUGCCACCAAGAAUAGUGUGUUCAUAUUAUUCUUAGCACCGCAUACUACUCACAAAAUGCAAAUUAUGGAUGUUACUGAAAACUCGUUUUGA